GCUUCUGCCCACCCGUCCCGGGAUGACUCGUGGGCACUAAUGCAGCUGUCAGAGCUGUGUACUGACUAGUAGAGCGAGAGGAGGAGGAGAGCUGUGGUCAUGGACUCUGGAUUAUGGACUCUGGAGCUGCUGGGUGUGUUUUUCUCGCUGACCGCUGGCUUGUGUUCUCUGGUUACCCUCAUGUUGCCGCGUUGGCUCACACUCUCCACCGAGCUUCUGCCCACUGAGAGCUUCCAGCUGGGACUGUGGGAAACCUGUGUGGUUCAGGAUCUCGGAGUGACUGAGUGCCGGCCAUAUGAUAGUCUGCUGGGUCUCCCGUCGGACAUCCGUCUGGCCCGAAUCCUGAUGUGCACCACGCUGGUGACUGGUUUAAUCAGUCUGUUAUUUGCCAUCCCGGGCAUCUACCUGGUGAACAGCUGCAGACGCACAGAGAACUUUGAAGCCAAAAGGACCUUGAAGAUGCUUGGGGGGAUCUUCAGCGUCGUCACGGGCAUCAUUGGUCUUGUGCCCGUCUCGUAUGUGGCACAUCUGACAGUCCUACGGUUCUUCGAUGAGAGCGUGCCGAACGUGGUUCCUCGCUGGGAGUUCGGAGAUGCGCUUUUCUUUGGCUGGACGGCAGGGGGGUUGCAUUUGGUGGCUGGUUUCUUGCUGGUUACUUCAUGCUUGGUUUUGCAAGACGAAACAUGUUCGCUUCACCAAUCUAUAGCGCUAAACAGAACUCGUCCAGAACAAUCUCCACGCAGGAGGACAGAAUAUGUGUGAGAUUAUUGAUAUGCACAGUUUUGCUUCUACUAAUGUUUUGCGUUUUGCACUGAAAUGAUCAGAUAUAUUCGAAGACUGUACAUAUAAUGCUGCUGUUUAGACUUAAUUUUGAUUAUAAAUCAUUUUCGUGAAUCAUUUUAUAAGCUCAAACCCAAAUCUGCACGUGAAUGUGAUUCUAAUGAAAACACACACUACUAAUUGUGAAAAUUAUGCAAACUUUCCGAGAAAGUGCAACUUAGACUUUUAUGACUACAAAGUCAUAUAUGAGAGACAAUAUUAUGCUAAUUAUCCAAAUGUUACUGGAAAACCAGAUGCAAGUGUGUUUUUAUAUUUAAACAAAGAGUGGUUGAAUGAGAGAAAUAUGUUAUUAUUUUACCUUGCGUUCUCUGAAGUGUCAAAGUACCAAAGUUGAUGAUCAAUUAAUAAAUCAGCUGAAUGUUC
Carassius auratus (goldfish) is the source of this 1203-nucleotide messenger RNA. Its product is annotated as putative claudin-24. Gene Ontology annotation, cellular component: membrane; bicellular tight junction. Lineage: Eukaryota; Metazoa; Chordata; Actinopteri; Cypriniformes; Cyprinidae. The coding region runs from base 100 to 762 and encodes 220 amino acids. The transcript has a single exon. The record is from RefSeq and is a predicted model, not a curated record. Gene Ontology annotation, molecular function: structural molecule activity.